AUGACAAUCUCAAUUAAUCCUAUACCAAUAUGGUUGGACUGUGAUACUGGGCAUGAUGACGCUGUCGCAAUUCUAUUGGCAGCUUGUAGCCCAUAUUUCAAUUUAUUGGGGGUAUCAGCGUCAUAUGGCAAUGCUCCUAUUGAAUGCACGGUUGAAAACACACUGUCAAUAUUAACCGCAAUUGGUAAAUACAAGGAUGUUAACGUUUAUGAAGGAGCUGCUAGGCCAUGGGUUCAAGCCCCGAAGUUUGCCCAAGAUAUUCAUGGGUUGAGUGGAUUAGAUGGCUCGGCGCUUUUACCAGUACCUCAAAUUAAGGCUUCAAGUGGUAACUAUAAGACAGCUAUUAAAGAUGCUAUAUUAAAAAAUAAAGGAAAAAUAAGCAUGGUAAGUAUUGGGCCUCUAACUACCAUUGCAACAGUAUUGAAAGAAUACCCAUAUUUAAAGGAGCAUAUUAAAUAUAUAUCGAUUAUGGGCGGCGGUUUUGAAGAAGGUAACAGAAAUGCAAACGGCUCUGCAGAAUUCAAUUUUUGGCUUGAUGCUGAUGCAGCUAGGUAUGUUCUAACAGACCCUGAAAUCAAUUAUAAAUGUAUUUUGGCUACCCUUGAUUUGACUCACAAGGCUAUAGCAACGAAGGAUAUCCAAAAACAAAUACUGGGAACUGGAUCGUCAAAAGUAAGAAAUUUGUAUCAUGAAUUAUUCUUAUUUUUUGCUGCGACUUACAAGACUACCCAAGGGUUUGAUUACGGGCCGCCAGUUCACGAUCCAUUGGCGUUAAUUACACUACUUCACUUUUAUGGUAUGGCUUCAGAGGAAAUUGAUCUCAGAUACUCUAGAAUGGAUGUUGAAGUUAUUACUGAAACUAAUGAUGAUGAAGGUAAAGUUUAUUGUAUUGAGCAGCAUGAAAUAACAUCUGGCAAAGGUGUAAUUGCAGUAUCAGACAUGAACUUCGAAUUCUUCUGGGAGCAACUCCUCUUAGCACUAACUGCCGCUGAGGAAACAUCUACGAUAGAGGUCCAACAAAAUGAUUAUAAACUAAAAACCGAAGUUAUUUAA
Molecule: messenger RNA, 1053 nt
Organism: Eremothecium sinecaudum
Lineage: Eukaryota; Fungi; Ascomycota; Saccharomycetes; Saccharomycetales; Saccharomycetaceae
Gene: URH1
Product: trifunctional uridine nucleosidase/nicotinamide riboside hydrolase/nicotinic acid riboside hydrolase
Exons: 1
Coding region: 1-1053 (350 amino acids)
Biological process (GO): purine nucleoside catabolic process
Cellular component (GO): cytosol
Molecular function (GO): purine nucleosidase activity
Source: RefSeq, a predicted model, not a curated record